GCAAACGCUUCCUGUGUGGACUGACGCUGCAUGAGUUCAAUGUAGUUGAUCGCUUCUGUCUGCACAGCUAACAAAACUGAACAAAGCCUAAAUGGAUCUCACCGAACAGAUCAACCAGUUGGAGGCAGACUUGCUGGAGCUGGGGUCGCUCUUGGAAAAAUCAGAGAGGAAGAGGGUGCAGGAUCUGCUCAAACAGGAGCAGAAGAAGGUGGAGAAGGAGCUUUCAGUCAAACAGCAGCAAAAAGAGCAACAGGCCAAGAGACAAGCAGACCCAUCUGCAGCCUCUAAAGCAGCAUACACAGUCAAGAUCACCAACUAUGCUUGGGACCAGUCUGAGAAAUUUGUCAAAAUAUACCUUACACUGAAGGAUGUGCACAAAAUCCCAACAGAAAAUGUGGAGGUCAACUUCACCGAAAGGUCAUUUUCUGUGCUGGUGAAGGAUCUGGAUGGGAAAAACCAUCAGAUGACAAUUCUCAAUCUGUUGUAUCCAAUCGAGGAAAAGGACAGUUUCAAAAAGCUAAAAACAGACAUGGUCUUGGUCAUGUGCAAGAAACAGACAUCAAAGAAGUGGGAUUGCCUGACAACGGUGGAAAAGCAGUCUAAAGAGAAAGAUAAACCCAGUGUUGAUGAGAAGUCCGAUCCCAGCGAUGGUCUGAUGAGCAUGUUGAAGAAGAUAUAUGAGGAUGGAGAUGACGAGAUGAAGAGGACCAUCAACAAAGCCUGGUCAGAGUCUCAAGAGAAGAAAAUUCGAGGAGAAGACAUGAUGGACGUCUAAACGACACUCACUGCUUUUCCUAAACAAGACUUAACUAAGUCUUAACUAUAUAUCUUCCAGGGCUGCAGGAGGUGUAACAUUACUGUUAAAAUGUUGCAGAUUUAAACUGAAGUUCCAAUUGUAGAAAUGACAUUCCCACAAUAUGUUGAAUAGAUUGACCGUCAUUUAGGCGAGUGGUGGUUUGUUAGUCACUGUUUGUUAUGCAUAAACCUAUCAAAGAAAAUCAAAUAGAUGUUUAGCCUUGUUCUGAAGUCAUUUCUUUCCAAGAUUGAUGAUUGUUCAUGAAUUAAACUGGACCAGGGUAAGUGAGUAAAAUGAGUUGACAUGUUCUGUUGAUCAUCUUAUUGUGCAGAAUCAUUGCAGGGAAACGACUGACAUUUUGAAUGUGUAGGUGUACAUUUGCCAAAGUCAUGCCCAUAUUUACUGACAAAAACUACUCGCACUGUCUUGGUUUUUAUAUCAAUAGUUUUUUUUUCAGAAGGUCCAUUGACGUACUGCUCAUGCGUUAGUCCAAUGUAAUCAUUUUCAUUUUUAAAAUAGGUCUUUAUUAUAGUGAUGCACAGUUUUCUACCAUAAUUUCCGUUUGCUCACAUUGUGGUUACCUCCAAUAUUUGUGAAUAUGUAAAACAAUUAAAAAUAAGAUAAAACUGUCA
Solea senegalensis (Senegalese sole) is the source of this 1428-nucleotide messenger RNA. RefSeq names its product calcyclin binding protein (gene cacybp). Gene Ontology annotation, cellular component: nucleus. NCBI's taxonomy places the organism in Eukaryota, Metazoa, Chordata, Actinopteri, Pleuronectiformes, Soleidae. Bases 92 to 775 code for a protein of 227 amino acids. The record is from RefSeq and is a predicted model, not a curated record. Gene Ontology annotation, molecular function: tubulin binding; S100 protein binding; ubiquitin protein ligase binding. Gene Ontology annotation, biological process: heart development. The transcript is spliced from 6 exons.